AUGUCGUUAGAAAGAGAAGAACCUACUCAUUUCGGUGCCGGACCAGCUCAAUUGCCCACCGUUGUGCUACAACAAGCCGCCAAAGAUCUAAUCAAUUACAACAAUAUAGGGCUAGGUAUCGGUGAAAUCUCGCAUAGAUCGAAAGAUGCCAUCAAAGUAAUUGAUGACGCAAAGGCUCAUUUGAAAACUUUAAUGAACAUUCCUGAUGAUUAUGAAACUUUUUUCAUCCAAGGUGGUGGUACUACCGGGUUUUCCUCAUUGGCCACUAAUAUGGCUGCCGCUUAUAUUGGGAAACAUGGUAGAAUGGCCCCAGGAGGUUAUUUGGUCACAGGUUCUUGGUCUCAAAAGGCAUAUGAAGAAGCUAAUAGAUUACAUGUUCCAUCCAAAGUCAUAUUCAACUCUAAAGAUUAUGAUUCUAAUAAAAAAUUCGGUUCCAUUCCUAAAGAAUCUCAAUGGAUUGAAGAAUUCAAUAAGAAUAAAGAGUAUUCCUAUGUUUAUUUCUGUGAAAAUGAAACUGUCCAUGGUGUCGAAUGGCAAGAAUUACCAGAAUGUUUAGCUUCCAAUCCAAAUGUCGAAAUCGUGGCAGAUUUAUCCUCAGAUAUCUUAUCAAGAGAAAUUGACGUUUCCAAAUAUGGUAUCAUCAUGGCUGGUGCUCAAAAAAAUAUCGGUCUUGCUGGGUUGACCUUAUAUAUCAUUAAAAAAUCAAUCUUGAAAGAUAUUGAAAAAUGUACUUCAAAUGAUCUUUUAGAAAAUAAUAUCCCAGCGACUCCAAUUGCAUUCCAUUAUCCAACUGUGGUUAAAAAUAAUUCAGCUUAUAAUACAAUCCCAAUUUUCACUUUACAUGUAAUGGAUUUAGUUUUCAAACAUCUUUUGAAAAAAGGUGGUGUUAAAGUUCAAGAACAGGAAAAUAAUGAAAAGGCACAAUUAUUAUAUACUGCUUUAGAUAAACAUCCAGAUUUCUAUAACUUACCAGUUCAAAAAGAUUGUAGAUCAAAGAUGAAUGUAGUAUUUACAUUGAAAAAUAAUGAUUUGGAUGAAAAAUUCUUAAAAGAAGCUACCAUUGCUAAAUUGACUGGGUUAAAAGGUCAUCGUUCAGUAGGUGGGUUCAGAGCUUCCAUUUAUAACGCAUUGUCUGUGGAAUCAGUUAAGAAAUUGGCAGAUUUCAUUGACGAUUUCGCAAAGGAAAAUUCAAAUUAA
This is a messenger RNA of Henningerozyma blattae CBS 6284, 1197 nucleotides long. RefSeq names its product O-phospho-L-serine:2-oxoglutarate transaminase (gene SER1). The transcript has a single exon. Gene Ontology annotation, molecular function: O-phospho-L-serine:2-oxoglutarate transaminase activity; pyridoxal phosphate binding. NCBI's taxonomy places the organism in Eukaryota, Fungi, Ascomycota, Saccharomycetes, Saccharomycetales, Saccharomycetaceae. The coding region runs from base 1 to 1197 and encodes 398 amino acids. Gene Ontology annotation, biological process: L-serine biosynthetic process. The record is from RefSeq and is a predicted model, not a curated record. Gene Ontology annotation, cellular component: cytoplasm.